Messenger RNA from Vigna unguiculata (cowpea), 731 nucleotides. The record is from RefSeq and is a predicted model, not a curated record. NCBI's taxonomy places the organism in Eukaryota, Viridiplantae, Streptophyta, Magnoliopsida, Fabales, Fabaceae.
CCAUGUCUUCCUCCAUCGUCAUCAUUUUCCUCUUCCUCUCCCUCUUCAGACCCUGCAACACUCAAACAUGCUCUUCCAAUAACACAAACCCGUGUCCUCCGUUCUCCUCUCACCCUCCUUUCCCUUUCUCCUCCACACCAGGCUGUGGCCACCCCUCCUUCCAUAUAACCUGUUCCAGCCCCCAUUCUUUCAUCUCCAUCAACAACCUCUCCUUCUCCAUACUCUCCUACAACUCCAACACCUCCUCCAUAACCCUCUCCCCUCGCCCUAACCCAACGCCCCACCCCAACUGUCCCUCCUUCUCCUUCAUUCCUACCCGCCACAUCAACCUCUCCGCCACCCCCUUUCGUGUCUCAGCCGCCACGUGCUCCCGCCUCUCCUUCCUCCGCCCCUGCUCGCCGCCUUCCCUCCCUAACUGCUCCCACUGCCCCUCCCAGUGCCACCUCAUCAAAUCUCCCUCCCACCUUCUCCCUGACUGCAGAUCCACCCACCACUCCCCUCAGUACUCAGACUCCCCCUGCCUCACCGACAUCCUCGGCUUCCUCCAACAGUUCCUCAAGAACGGAAUCCAACUCGACUGGGACCAGAGCCGUGACCCCUACUUCACUAAUUGCACCAUCUGCCGUGCCAACAACAGCACCUGCGGGUUUGGGUCCCUCUACCUCGCGCAGCUCCGCGACGGCUGUUCUGGUUGUUGCUGCCGCUGGUUUUGCUCCUGCAGAGAGAAAUAG